Molecule: messenger RNA, 4399 nt
Organism: Liolophura sinensis
Lineage: Eukaryota; Metazoa; Mollusca; Polyplacophora; Chitonida; Chitonidae
Product: coiled-coil domain-containing protein 33-like
Exons: 25
Coding region: 152-3592 (1146 amino acids)
Cellular component (GO): peroxisome
Source: RefSeq, a predicted model, not a curated record
GGGAAAGUUUGUAAAAUACUGGCCAGUGUCACAGCACCUCAGUUACAGUAGUUACCAGGAUAGGAAUGUUACCCAGUUGACACACCGGGCACUGUAGGACAGCUAGACCAGAAUGUUCAAACCUGAGUGAACACACCCUUUUGUCGAGGAUAUGGCUUUAGAGCCAGAGCAUGAUUUCCACAUAGAGGAGAAGGUCUUAGAGUUCAGUGUUGAGGUAGUUGAUGCCCAGUUCAAUUCAGCAGGGCGUUAUUUCCUCAAGCUUUCCAUCCAAAGUCUUGCCACCAAAGACUACAGCCGUGUUCAGCUAAAGAAGGAAUCUGCUUCAGAGUUUAUCUAUGACAGCGAGGUCAUUACCGAUGUGGUCUCCAUAUUUGACGCUACUAAGAACUGCAGUUUUCAAGAGAAAUGCUUCACAUUUAAAUUACCAAAAGGUUUUCUCAAAAAUGAUAAGAACUAUGAUGUCUUCUUGUUGGUGGAGGCCUUCACCUUACCCAACAAUGAUGAGGACAUGGGCACAAAGGUGGGGGAGGGUAAAGUGGCCAUAUACCCGCGCACAAACGCUCCCCGUAUCAAUGUUUGGGUGGCCAGGGGGAAGGACAUGUACCACUUCACAGACAUCAUGACCAUUCGCAGAACUCUUAGCUCGGAUGACCUUAAGAUGCACUGUGGCAGACUUAAGUGUGUAUUUUCUCUGAGAGAGGAAGUCCCUCCAUCAUCCGCCCCUAAAACUCCUCCAAGAGAGUCUCCAGAUUUGUCUGAAUUCUUAGGCAAACAGGAUGAGGCUGAGAAACACAAGUCUCCUGUACUGCCUUCUCCUAAGCCCAAGACUCCAAUCCACACCUCCAUCCCUGAGCCACAGCAGUCAGACACACCCGAUAACUCCUGGAGGCACAUAUCCACUCCCCCACCUCUACGCUCAGCAAGAACUGCCACGCCCACCUCAUCAGCUCCUACAAAUCAGCAGAUGAUGGAGUCGCCUCUGCCCCAUGAUAUGAUGGGUAUUCCCAGUUCCCACCCAGGCUGUCGCCAUGUUGCUAGUCAUGGGAACGAACGAGUGGAGGUUCUCAUCCAUGGAGCCACUAACUUACCCACCACAAGUGAUGGAUCAGUACCUCAACCAUAUGCCAUCCUGAAGUCUGGGUCUGAUGAGCUGCAUCGGCGAGUAGCUACUGGUCGUACACACGCGUCACUUCAUUCCACACACACACCUUUGUGGAGGAGCUUGUGUCACUGGAAGUGGAUGAAAGAGGGGCUUCAGAUGAGUACGUAUCAUCUCUAUGACUCAUCUCUACACCUGUUAGAUGUACAUACCUUUGCCUCCAUUAUCCUUAGAGUGGGUGAUGACAACCAGAGACAGAGCCUUGUGACUUACCGUUUACCAUGGGCCUAUCUCAAACCAUACCAUCAAUAUCACCUGGAACUUGUUACGCCCUCCAAGAGUAGUCCAUUUGGCAUCAGAACGUAUGUGACAAUCACAAGGAAAACAGCACGUCUUCCUCAUGACAUGGCCUCUCCUAACUAUUGUGGACUGGAGGUGUUACUGUGUGCUGUAGAGAAGCCUCUGCUGAACCCUGUUGGUCCGCUCAUUGCUGUUGCCCGGGUAGUCCCAGACGGAUCAGUUUAUCAAGAAGACAACUUAGCAGUUCACCCUCGGCCUGCUGGAGUGACUCUGACAACAGUUACCUGCCCUUCCCCUCACCCAUCCUCAUUUAGUGUGCCAAACUCUCAGCCACAUGGCUACCCUCAGAUUACCCAGCAUGGAUAUCCUGAAGCUCAGCCUGUGUGGAAUCAUCACUUUCUGUUCUGUGAACGUCGUGAGAAAGCUACUUUGUUUACCCCAACGGCUGCCCUUGUUGUAGAAUAUUAUAGAGCCAGUGAAGUGAUGUCUGACAUGGUCUGGAGGGUAAGGAGUCCUGUGGGCUACUCCAUAUUACCGUUAGAUGAAGAUGUCUACAAACAAUUGGUAUCAGAAAGGGGUCAUCUAGGACUCAGAGUUGAGGGACUCCAAGUUCAGGGUUCUGACUUGGAAACCAAGGACAGUCAAACACCAACUGUGGGCUUGGUGCUAAGGCUAAUGACUGUGGAGCGUCCUGAGCACCUGGCUAGUGUGAGUGACAGACAGAGUUUAGCUGUGUUACUGCGGAAUCCUGCCCCUCAGGGAACCCCUCAUGUGUCCACUGAGUACUACAGGAACCCCUCCCCUGAGGUCCUGUUUGUGGAUCAGACUGCAGUGAGCCCAGAGUCAUCAGAACCACAAGCCCCUCCAGAAACACACACACCAUCCAUACCACCAGCACCCACCCCACCAGACUCCAGAGAAAAGAGCCCACAGGCACUAAGGUCAUCUCCCCUUCUGUACCAGCAAAGGAUUCUAAAAAAACCACUACUGUCUAUGGAAUUUCUCAUCAGGAAACAGCUGACAGUAGCCACACAGUGUAUAACCACUAGUAGAUGUAGUCCUCCACACUGGCCACAGGACACAGGGUGGACUAUAGCUUACACCAUAUACCCCAGUAUGGCAACACUUUACUACAGGCCUUACACCACAGAACCCAUCAAAGAUGGUGAGUUGCCCCCUUUUGAUGCCAUGGAGUCUGUAUUACCAGAGUAUCAGUACAUAUUUGUGGAUCCUAACCAGCCUCGUAGAGAAGCUCGUCCUCUCCCACCCCCUCAAGACACACGGCCCCUGCCCAGUGACCAGGUGCCGUCCUCUGUACUUGAGCACCAGCUGAAGGAACUGGAGAACUACCGUACUGCUGUUCACAAGAUGGGCAGGGAUAUCCUGGCCCUGAGGGAGCAGAUCCGUGAGCAGGAGAUAGAAAACAGCCAACUACGACGCGACCUCGCCCACUACGAUGACUCUACACGCCUCAUCCUGGACUCCUCAGACCUGGAUGGAGUCACAAAGCCAGAGCUGGCAGCAAAAUAUGCCUCGCUGAAGCAGAAGUUAGCAAGUCAGACAGCUGAUCUGAAGUCCUACAAAGAUAGAGUUCAAAAAUUACAAAAUGAAAUUAUUAAGAAAAAUGACAGAGAGAAGGAAUUCCUGAAGGUGAAGGAUGCUCACCUGUCUCAACAAAGCCUGAUGCUGAAGUUCCAAGAGAAAGCCAAGAAAGUGAAUGAUCUGGAAGAGGCAUGUCGUAAACAGGAGAAAGUUAUAGAAAAGAUGGAGAAACUGUUACAGCGACAAAAAGACCACAAAAACAGAGGUAAUUUACAACAUGAUACCCAUGAUGCACUGCUAGAGGAAAAUCGACGUCUAAGAAGAGAAAUGGAAAUAAUGAAGGAUCGAACUCGCCACAUGGACAGUCCAUCAAAUGAUGAAUCAGAGAAACUCGAGCUGUACCAGGCUCUGGACAAAGCGGAAGGGAGGAUCAUGUCCCUUGAAAAACAGUUGGCAGACAACAGUAGACGGUGGGGUCGCGAAAAGGCUGAUCUUGUUCUCAGGAAGAAUGAAACUGACUAUGGCUUUGGCCGUCCCAUUGUCUCCCCUGCUCUGCUACAUCACAGUUUUCCUGCACCUAGAGAACCCAGGCGCUUUUCAAAGGCUCCAUCAAAACAUAAAUUUUCUCCCAAGAUUGGCUCAUAUUAUUGAUUGAUAGCUGUUAGUUGGUUCUUGUUUUAGUUUUGUAUUUCUUUAUUUAAUUUGUUUCACUGAAAGUGCUAUAUUUGUUUUAACAUCUCAACAUACUGUGAAAAAGAGAGUUGUGAUAAUUGAAUGAUGCUCAGGAUUUUGACCGUACACCAGUAUGACUGCAGUGACUUUGCAUAAAACAAACUUCUAUCUUUUGUUGUGGUAAAGACCUUUGUUUUAAGAACAUCCAAUGUUUUAUAACUACAUGACUACACUCAUUUUGUUUUGGAUGGUAAGUUCUAGUUUUUAUUCAGAAUGUUUUUAUGUUAGUACUGUACCAUGCAGUACAUUAAUGAUCCCAGGACAUCAUUUUUGGAUUUUCUGGCUUAUAUACCGUCUUUUAAAAUAAAAAGAGGUGAAACUUGUCAUACUAAAACUUUAAAAUACCACUGCAGAACCAUGUAGAUGUUCUGAAUUGUUAAAUGUUUUCAAAUAUCAGUUACGUACCUUAAUAUAAAUAUAUUGUUUGGUGAAUAACAUGAUACACAAUAGAAACACUGUCAUCAACAGUUAAAUAAAACUUUUGCUUCUUUUAGAUUUGUUGCCUGGCAUAGCUUAAUUGGUAUGACAUUUGUUAUUUUGUGUAAAAUAUAAUACACUUAUUAAAUAAGAACCAUACUUAUACUGGGAUUGACCCCCGUAGGGUGACAUUGGACAGUGUGUGUUGAUGAUUGGAAGUUACACUGAUUUGUCAUUAGGAAUUACAUUUAAAUUGGUUAGAUGUAUGUACUGUACUGUUUUGUCAUGGUUGGAUUAGUCAAGAUGGAA